Messenger RNA from Babesia bigemina, 1077 nucleotides. Its product is annotated as TBC domain containing protein, putative. The transcript is spliced from 7 exons. Lineage: Eukaryota; Apicomplexa; Aconoidasida; Piroplasmida; Babesiidae. The record is from RefSeq and is a predicted model, not a curated record. Gene Ontology annotation, biological process: activation of GTPase activity. The coding region runs from base 1 to 1077 and encodes 358 amino acids. Gene Ontology annotation, molecular function: GTPase activator activity.
AUGAGGUCGCGCAAGAAGGCGUUGAGCCCUUCUAACAUCCCCGUGCUCUCUCUUAAGAACGGGCCGAGCUCUCCGCCUCCAGCUUCGUCGUCGCAGCGGCUCCACCGUCUGAGCAGCGCGCUUACGGCCCCAAUCGUUGAUAUCGCUCUGAUUAAGCAAAUACUAUGGCUCGGGAUACCGGAAGACGCGCCGCUGACGCACCGUGCGGACGCGUGGCGCCUGGUGCUGGGCUACUUGCCGGUGGUCACAGCCAGCCGCGAGCAGCAGUUGGAGCGUAAGCGCCGGCACUACCAAGGCAUGUACAAGCAACACUGCGACGCCGACGUCAAGUGCGAAUCGGACCAGAAAACGCUGAAGCAGAUUCAAGUCGAUCUGCCGCGCACCAACCAGUCCCUCCGCCUCUUCAAGGACAAACGCGUUCAGAAGCUGAUGGAGCGGGUGCUGUACAUCUGGAGUGUGCGCAACCCCGCGAGCGGUUACGUACAGGGCAUCAACGACCUGCUAGUACUGUUCGUGGCAGCUCUGAGCCGGCCGUACAUGGGGUGCUUCUCGCUGGACACGGAUGCUGUGGACAGGCUGACUGAGAGGGACCUCGAGGAGAUUGAGGCGGACAGCUUCUACUGCCUCUCUCGCAUUUUAUCGCACAUGCAGGACAACUACACCGAGAACCAGCCUGGUGUAUACAAGUCCCUGAACCGACUAAAGGACCUGAUGAAGCGCAUCGACAUGAAGCUCUGCGACCACCUGGAGGCGCUGGGCAUAGACUUCAUGCAGUUCCCGUUCCGUUGGAUGAAUUGCCUGAUGAUUCGCGAGCUGCCGCUGGAUUGCGCCAUACGCCUGUGGGACACGUACAUAGCCGAGAUCAACGAGGGCAUCGUCGCAUUUCACGAGUACGUGUCUGCGGUGUUCCUGAGCGUCUGGUCCGAGGAGCUGCUGCACAUGGACUACCAGCAAUGCCUGCUGUUCCUGCAGCGCCCUCCGACCUUAGAUUGGGGCAUAGAGGAAGUAGACGCUGUGAUAUCCAAGGCGUUCGUCCUGCAGUCGGCGUUUCACAACUCCCCCAACCAUUUGAUGUGA